CCGGGCCGCCGGCUACGCCUUUAGCGGCCUAUAUAUACAGCCGCGCAUGCAACCGAGGUCCAGGCCUCCGCCCCGCUCCACAACAACAGGUCACCAUGAAGCGCUUCGUCAUCCUGCUGAGCGUCGUCUGCGUCGUCAGCUGCGGCGUAACCAACUACGACGACAGGGGCAGCGUCAGCGGCGGCGGCGGCGGUGGCGGUGGUGGAGGCGGCGGCGGCGGCGGCGGCGGCGGUGGCGGCGGCGGAGGCGGCGGUGGCAGCGGCAGCGGCAGCGGCAGCGGUAGCGGCAGCAGCAGCGGCGGCGGCGGCGGCGGCGGCGGCGGUGGUGGUGGUGGCGGUGGCGGCGACAGCGGCAGCGGUAGCGGUAGCGGCAGUGGCAGCGGCAGCGGCAUUGCCAGUGGAGGUGGCGGGGGCGGCGGAGGUGGUGGUGGAGGUAGCGACCUCGGAGAAGGACAUCUUGGAGGUGGCAGCUCUGGAGGAGGACAUCUUGGAGGUGGCAGCUCUGGAGGAGGACAUCUUGGAGGUGGCAGCUCUGGAGGAGGACAUCUUGGAGGUGGCAGCUCUGGAGGUGGAAAUGCUGGCGGAGGCAACCUCGGGGGUGGAAACCUGGGAGGAGCAGGCCCUACUGGAGGUGCAGUUGUCGGAGGAGGCCCACAUACUGGCUUGGGAGGUGGAGGAGGUCACGGUGGAGGAGCCUUGGCCACAGGAGCUCACGGCGGAGGGUCUGGUGCGCCUGGUGGCGCGGGUGGUCUCGCCGGUCUGCUCGGCGCCGCAGGAGGUUUUGGCGGCGGCUCUUCCUUUGGUAGCGCUGGCGCUAUCAGCAAUCAGUUCGCCGGCCUCCCAGGUUUCGGCACGGCUACGGGAUCUGCCGCCGGCAACGUGGCCUCGGCUGAAAGCGUAGGCCCGGGUGGCUCGACGUCAUUCACCAGCACUAGUGCCGUCGCGGAGGGCUCCGCCGCGCUCGGGGGCAGCAGCACUAACGCGGCGCUGGCCACCAGUGCUCAGGCCAGCGGCCCUCUGGGCAAAGUCUCAACCUCGAACACUGGAGCUGUCUCCAAUCAGAAGACUGACGGGACUUACCACUGAGCGGCCGGCGGUCACUACCAAUGCCAUACCGGAGCACAGCGCUCCUAGCCAGUAGCCAAUCAAGAACAGCGUCUGACCGGUGGAUGUUAGUGUCGACCAAGAGCGGACUUCAAACACCAAUCUUUCCGUGAAUAACACAUGUCUGAGUAUGCUCGAUUCCCCAUGCAAUGUGGUGUCGCAUCGGACUCCUGAGGAAUACACAUUUUGGUUUGGU
This is a messenger RNA of Pollicipes pollicipes, 1299 nucleotides long. Its product is annotated as glycine-rich cell wall structural protein 1.0. The record is from RefSeq and is a predicted model, not a curated record. The transcript has 3 exons. Lineage: Eukaryota; Metazoa; Arthropoda; Thecostraca; Pollicipedomorpha; Pollicipedidae. Bases 96 to 1085 code for a protein of 329 amino acids.